Molecule: messenger RNA, 1878 nt
Organism: Entrophospora candida
Lineage: Eukaryota; Fungi; Glomeromycota; Glomeromycetes; Entrophosporales; Entrophosporaceae
Source: the annotation of a GenBank genome assembly
AUGAAUUUAAUACUAAAAUUCUUUAGUAUAUUUUUAAUUCAAAAUUUAGCAUUUGCACAAAACUUUGAUCCUAGUACAAAAGAUGGCUUCUAUAAUAUAUUUUAUGAUAACCUUCAAGCAAUAUCAUGCACACGUUCGUUAAAUUCAAAUGGGGUAGCUGGUUGUCAAGUGUUUUACGAUACUACUGGUAUUUUAUACUUGGUGGAAGAUCAAAAUGGUUUAACUGGAUUCAUUAAUAAUGGACCAAAUGGUAAAUUUGCCGUUGUUAUGCCAUAUUAUCUACUAAACAAUGAAAACCUUCGAGCAUUGGAAUCAUCAAAUAAAUUGGGCGGUGUUAUUGUAGUGAUAAAUAAUAGUACUUCAGGAUUUGCUCCAAGACCAAAUCAAUUCUCACCAGACGUUACUUGUCCAAAUUGUGAAUAUGGGCUAUACAGAAAUGAUUCAAUAUCUGAAAGAUAUAAUUGGAACCCUAAUGGUCUUGGUAUAAAUAAAGAAAGUUAUGAUUUUCCAAUAUUUGCAAUAUAUUCAUCAAAUAUUAGUGGAUUUUCAGUUUAUUCUACACCUUCAAUUGAUAUGAAUCAUAAUGAUGGCAAACCUAUUGUAAUUGUUUCAUCAAAGAUGGAUAGCAAAUCAUUUUUUGCAGAUCUUACUUUAGGUGUAGAUAAUGGAAUUUCAGGAACAAUUGCUUUAUUAGCAGUUGCUGAUGCAUUAAGUAGGUCACCAAUAACCCUUUCAUCAUUCCCUAAACACAUCUUGUAUACAAUCUUUAAUGGAGAAGAAUGGGGUUUUGCUGGUUCACAAAGAUUUGUAAAAGACAUUAGCAGCCCAUUUGAAUGUCAAAAAAAUGAGUCCAAAUCAACUCAAUCAUGCCCAUUUGUUGGUGGUUGUACAUUCCCAUGUCAAAAAGAUUUGAAUUUUACACAAAUCAAUUUUGACAAAAUAGAUUCAAUAUUUGAAUUUAGUCAAGUUGGUCAUCAUAAUACAACUGGAUUUUAUUAUACACAUGUGGAUGGUCAAUCUAAUUUAGAUGCUACUUCUAAAUUGAUAAAUCAAUUGAUUACAUUGUCAAAGAAUUUAAAUAAUGGAAGUCCUUUUAUCCAACAAGCUGGAUCUGGUGAUAAUAGAAAACUGCCACCAUCUAGUUCUAUGGCUUUUUUAGAGAAAAAUAGGAAUAUACCUGCUAUAAUUUUAGCAGAUUAUCAAUCAAACUUCAGCAAUUAUUAUAAUAGUGAAUUUGAUGAUGUUAAUAAUGAUUUCGUUUCAAUAAGCAAUUCAAUAUGCACCAUAUCUAAUGCUACAGCACAAGCAGUAUGGUUGCAUGCACAAGGAUUACUAUUGGAUGAUACAAAGUUAUCAUCUGUACCUAUAUCAGUGAAUUGUAGUAUGAUAGAUGAAUUGUUAGAUUGCUUAACGUUUAAUUAUUCAUGUCCAUUAACAAAUAGACUUUUUAAUAGUAAAAAAAAUGUUUCCUUUUUUAGAGUUUUUAAUUAUGACGAAAAGUUUAUUUCAGCAUUUACAUCAAGAUUUAUGGCAAAUAUAACUGCCAUACAAAAAUAUGGAAAGUGUGAAUCUGUAGAUGAUUGUCAGCAAGAUGAUUAUUGUAUAAACAAUGAAUGUGUUAAAUCAUUUACAAGAUACCAUCAUUCAUAUGGGACUGGAUUAGAAUUUAAUGAGAAAGGCCAAAUAAUUGUGGUGGACCCUAGUAAACCAACUUGGGUUGAGAGUGUAUGGGACGAUCCAUCUUUAAGAUUAUUUAUUGUUUCCUCAACUAACUUACAAAUUUUUGAAUUGAUAUUUGGUAUCACAAUUACAAUAAUUAGUAUUGUUGGUGUAUUAUAUGGAAAAAAAUAUUUAAUCAAAACUUUAAAGAUUGAUUAG